UUGUCCAGCUGGUCGGAGGGGACAGCACCUGCUCAGGACGAGUGGAGAUCCGUGAUGGGAACCAGUGGAAAACUGUCUGUGACUCAGACUUUGGUCCCCAAGCCGCCGCCGUGGUCUGCGGGGAGCUGCAGUGCGGCGCACCCCUGCCUGUCCCUGGGGCAUCUCCCUUUGGAAAAGGGGAUGGUCCCAUCUGGGGCAGAGAGCUGCAGUGUGUGGGGAGUGAAGCCUCUCUCGCCUUCUGCCCCAUGGGAUCCCCCCGGGACCAGCCUUGCACCCACGCUAACGCUGCCGGCGUCACCUGCACACGUAAGGACUCGGAGGGGUGUUGAACGCUGAGUGUGAGCUGGGGCGGGGGAGCAGGACAGGGACUGCGCCGUGCUGGGUGUGGUGACAGCAGGGGUGACGUGGCUGUCGGCAGCCCUGGAAGGCUGCAGGAGCAGGGGAAAGGAAGGCUGUCGCUCUGGUCCCUCCUCCGGCUGUGGAGGGAGCAAGAGCACCAAUCCACCCUCCCUCAUCUCCCUCUGUCCCCAGAGUACACAGGGUUCAGGCUGGUGAACGGCAGCACACCUUGUGACGGGAGGGUGGAGGUCCAGGUGCUGGGGACCUGGGGCACCCUCUGUGCCUCCCACUGGGACCCCCCGGACGCCCACGUUCUCUGUCGUCACCUCGGCUGCGGGUUUGCUGAGUCCGUUCCCAGGGGAGGGCAUUUUGGGAGAGGCACCGGCCCCGUCUGGAGAGACUCGUUCCACUGCGAUGGGACUGAAGCCCACCUGGGACUGUGCCCGAUGACGGCCCUGGGGGCCUCUCCGUGCGCCCAGGAGAACGACGCUGCUGUCAUUUGCUCAGAUCCCACCUGCGGCCCUCUGACCGGCAGCAGGAUCUCAUUACCCAUCAUCAUCUGCAUCAUCCUGGGAGCCCUUCUGUGCGUGCUCCUGGCCCUCCUGGUCUGGCAGGCGCGAAGCGCCAGGGCUGGGCGCGGAGGCUCUGAGAGCGCUUGGGAGCCCUUCCCUGAUGCUGUGUACGAGGAGAUCGGUUACAGCCAGGCAUGGGAGAAGCAGCCGAGGUUCAGCGGCAAAGGCUCCUAUCCAGGGGGGUCCCUGACAGAGCUGCGGCCCCACGCCGGGGACAGCGAGGAGGAGGGUGGUCCGCGUCCAGCGCCGGGUGUCCCUGUCCCGCCCGGAGGUGACCCAGCAGACGGCUAUGACGAUGCCGGGGAGGUUUCCGACCCUGGGGAGGAUCGUGCCCCUGGGCAGGGAGACUGGGAACUGCCCAGGGCGCCAGAGGAGGGAGCGGGGCCCGGGGAUGCACCUGGAGAGAGCACGGGCUAUGACGAUGCUGAAGAGGUGCCUCUGGCACAUCCCCCCGAGGACACGAAGGCCGCGUCCCCGGAGCUCGGCGCAGAGCAGUCCCUGAGCCCCGGGGCAGGAGAGCCCGUCCCUGCCGUCGAGCUGGGUGCAGCCUGGAGGGAGGAGAGGACUGUGCAGCUGGCAGAGCCGUGAGCACCGGGGAGCCCUCUCCCUUUUCCCACAGGCAGCAGAGACCGCUGGGCCUUUCCUCGGGCUUUAUUCUCCUUUUUAGGCUGGGCCUCGGGAUUUGUUCUUAUUAAAAGCCUCUGGGGGUUUGA
Molecule: messenger RNA, 1624 nt
Organism: Phalacrocorax carbo (great cormorant)
Lineage: Eukaryota; Metazoa; Chordata; Aves; Suliformes; Phalacrocoracidae
Source: RefSeq, a predicted model, not a curated record